Molecule: messenger RNA, 3487 nt
Organism: Polyodon spathula (Mississippi paddlefish)
Lineage: Eukaryota; Metazoa; Chordata; Actinopteri; Acipenseriformes; Polyodontidae
Gene: faxcb
Product: failed axon connections homolog, metaxin like GST domain containing b
Exons: 7
Coding region: 178-1413 (411 amino acids)
Cellular component (GO): cytoplasm
Source: RefSeq, a predicted model, not a curated record
AACGGCUGCGGAAGGAUGCUGCUCUUCCCGGCGCAAAGACCCGAAGCAAGGAAAAUGCUGCCUUUUCGUAUUUUACAUCUGAAACUACUCAUCUCGAUGCAUUAACAUUAAUGCAAUCAUUUUAAUGAAGCGUAAAAAAACGAGAGCUGUGGUACCAGUUGGCGAAUCAGACAAAGAAUGUACUGGGGUGUUGGUUUUGCUUUACCCCGGUGUUGUGUGGUUGAUCUGAGCUGGAAUCAAAGCUUUCCUUUUGGGCUGUGUAGCUCUGGUGACCACUAUUUCUUUUAUGGUUACAUCGUCACUUUCCCUCUGCAGGACUACAGCGGGAUCAUGUCGGGGCUGGGGUCGGAUUCUUGGUGGAAGAAAACUCUGUAUUUGACCGGGGGUGCUCUGCUCGCCGCCGCUGCCUAUCUUUUACAUGAGCUGCUUGCCAUCAGAAAAGAGCAGAAGGUAGAUUCAAAAGAUGCAAUUAUUCUUCAUCAAUUCUCAAGGCCAAAGAAUGGAGCUCCUAGUUUAUCACCAUUUUGCUUGAAGAUGGAAACAUACCUUCGAAUGGUGGAUUUACCCUAUCAGAAUUAUUUUGAUGGCAAACUUUCUCCUCAAGGGAAGAUGCCAUGGAUUGAAUACAACAACGAGAAAGUGUCAGGCACUGAAUUCAUUAUUGACUUUUUAGAGGAUAAACUCGGAGUAAACUUAAACAAGAACCUGAACCCGCAUGAGAAAGCGGUGUCCAGAACAGUGACUAGAAUGGUUGAAGAGCACUUUUAUUGGACUAUUGCUUAUUGCCAGUGGGUUGACAAUCUCCAUGAGACCAAGAAGAUGCUUUCCCUCUCAGGCCCGCUCAGUGACCUUCUCAAGUGGAUCCUCAGUCACCUCACCAGGGGCAUCGUGAAGCGAGAGAUGUAUGGACAUGGGAUAGGGCGAUUCUCCAAGGAGGAAAUCUAUGCACUGAUGGAAAAAGACAUGCGGACAUUAGCAACUUUAUUAGGUGAUAAGAAAUAUAUAAUGGGACCACAGCUUUCCACAGUAGAUGCCACUGUGUUCGGGCAUUUGGCUCAGGCUAUGUGGACACUACCUGGGACAAGACCUGAGCAACUGAUUAAGGGGGAGCUUAUUAAUCUGGCCAUGUACUGUGAGAGGAUAAGGAGGAAGUUCUGGCCUGAGUGGUGCAAUGACUACAGCGACUUGCUUUAUGAUUAUGAAGAAACCAGCGAGGACAGCUUGACACCAACACAGCUGCACAGCUAUGGCUUGUACUCAAGGACUGAGACUUUCGACGAAGAAGUAACCGAUAACAGCUUCUCCUGCUCCCAGACCCCAGAUACAGAUUAUACUGGCCACUCGCUCUUCGACUCCGACUUGGACGUGGAAGAGUCCGAUCAAGAGCAGUACAAAACGGAAUCAUUUAAAUAAAGAAGACAGCAUGGGUGUUGGAUCCUGCUGAAGUCGAGCAUUAAACUCUUGCUGAAGCUGCUAAUAACUUGAACAGCAAUCUAUGGACAGCUGUAUUAGAAUAUGUUUUAGUAAUCAUUUUACAGACUAAUGGAAUUUAAACGUCUGACUUCAAAAGAGACAAUAACGAAACACUGUCUAAAUGUUUACUGAGACUCUGAGAAAUAAUUACCACCCCUGAGAACAAGUGAUCCAGCAACAGGUAUUUUUGGACAUUUUUUUUUAAGAAACUAAACUCAUGAAUGUUGUGUGUAUUGAGUCAUAUUAUUGUGCCACCCAGUACUCAAAAGCAUGAACUGAAUGAUAGAUGCAGAUACGUGGUUUCAUGUUAUUUAUUUAGAUUUGUAUCCCAGAAUAUAACAUAAACUUUUAAAUGGCAUGCUGUUCCUACAUAGAAAAAUGAGGCUUCCCCACCAAUAACUGAUAAUGGUUUUUAAAUGUCUGCCAUUUGGCAAACAAAGACUUUUCUUGGGUCUUGUAGUUAACUGUCAGCUUAAAAUACUUUGAAAUGAAAAUUUCUAUUUAAAUUAGUCUCUUAUUUAUAAUACAUACUUUUUGGUAGUUUAUUUUGAUUUUCAUUAAUAAGAGAGACUUUUGAUAAUCUAACCCAGUAGGGACUGGACCUGUUAAUGCUUUGUUCUGAGUGCUGAUCAUAGUCUGUAUUUAUGUUUCUGAUACUAUCCCAAUUUAUAUUUUAUUAAAUAUGGAAAUACACAGACAGCUAUAUGGGUACUUUGUCAUUUAAAUAUUACUUUCAAAAGACGACCUUCACUGCACCAUACAUAUUUGCAGUUAUAUUUAAAUUAGUUGAGGUUUAUCAUAAAUACAUGUGUUAUAGAAUCGCAUGUCUUUGUAGUUACUGUGUAAUUGCAUUGAUAUUAAUGAAACUUAAAGUAAAGCAUUACAAAUGUUUUCCUAUAAAAAAUAUCACCACAGUUAUAUAUUCUUUCAUCGUCAACUGUAUCAUAUAAUGUGUAAUUAUUUUUUGCUCUAUUUAUUUAGCUAUGCAGUGAAAUGACCAAAACAAGUCCUGGCAAAAUGGGUUUAAAUGAUAUUGAGUCACUUUUUCAACUCUUUACCUCCAGUCUUUAAAAAAAUAUUUUUUGUAAGAAUAAAAAUCAUGUUAAUGUUAUACAAAGAAAACAAACACAUUAAAGAGUACUUAAGAAAACUUGGGUUACAUUACUUAUACCCCGUUUCCACUAGCCACACUUGAGUGAAUCUCUGCCUGGCUGUGCCGCGACGCUUCAGCUAAAGAUGGCUGCCAUGGAUGUGCACUGGAAUUUCGUUAGGUACAGCUGACCGUGGAAGUGACUGUGGUACACCAAAUGUCAAACGGCAUUCUGGGACACUCGCAAUUCUGGGAUUUAGAGGCUACAGUAGCGUUUGUUUUGUAAACAUGGAGAUUGAAAGAAGCCUUGUUGCCAUUUUCCUUUUUGUUUUACAUACUAUAAUUAAUACCCUUAUAAAUUGUAAUCUGCCUAUCGAUUCCAAAAAGCGGAAAGCAACUGACAGUGUUUUUAGUUUCUUUAUUUUGUCACUGCACUGUAUUGUAGUCUGAUGCAGUCCUUUGUCCAGCAGGAUUUUCUCGAUCUUUUCAAACACUUUUUCCUGUGUGGCACUUUCCGACCAUACAUAUAUAAGUGCUCUAAUUUCAUCCUCUUCCCAAGGUAAAUGCAUACGUUCAUUUUUUGUUAAAAAAAAAAAAGAAUCAUCUCGCGCAAUGGAUUGCGUCUGCCAUUGUUGUAGUUAAAAUUUCAAAAUGCAGUGACGUUGCAGCUGGGUACGUAGGGGAACGUAAGGGUACUCCCGCCCAAACUAGUUUGGGACUCAGCGGGUGCGACAUACAAAACUGUUCCUCCUGAAACCAGUUUGGGUCCACGUGGAGGUUUACCUGAGCCUGAGUGGAAAUGGCUCGGACUCAGAUGAACUUGCAGAGGUGCACUCAAGCGUGGCAAGUGGAAUACAAAUGGCAAAAUCGUAGAUGAAGGAAAAAAAAUAGCAAAUAUAUUAAAUGAUUACUUUUCACAAGUUU